AUGGCUACUUCCAAGCAGGACCAUGGACCUCGACUGUCGGACAAACCACCCGCGAGUUCCAAUGCAGACAUUGGAUAUGGCAGUGAUGCCAUUGCCGAACAGCUUGCACGACUGGAUAUGAAAUACAUGGCUCUUGUGCCGGGAUCUUCGUACCGUGGGCUCCAUGACAGUCUGGUGAAUUACAGAGGAAAUGCUGCGCCUGAGAUGCUGGUUUGCCUUCAUGAGGAGCACGCAGUUGCUAUCGCACACGGCUAUGCUAAAGUCACGGGCAAACCAAUGGCUGUUGGCCUACACGCGAACGUCGGCCUUAUGCAUGCCAUCAUGGCCAUCUAUAACGCAUUCACCGAUCGGGUACCGAUGUUGAUUCUUGGAGCGACUGGACCUCUCGACGCCACGAGACGACGUCCAUGGAUCGACUGGCUACACACAGCAACCGACCAAGCAGCCAUGAUUCGCGGUUUCAUCAAGUUCGACGACCAGCCGCACUCGCCCAACGCGGCAAUUGCGAGUCUCGUGCAAGCAACGGCGUAUACUUCGUCGAAGCCUUGUGCACCAGUCUACGUUUGCCUUGAUCUUGGUCUGCAGGAAGAUAAAGUCGACCCGAAGACCCUGCAAUUUCCGGACACAGCUCGAUAUCUGAAUGUUUCGCCUCCUGGACCUUCCCUCGACGAUACGAUACGAAUAGCUGAGGCUCUUCGAAGCUCGAAGCGACCUUUGUUCAUGUUCGGGAGGGUGAAUCAGUCGCAGAGCUCCUGGGACAAACGAGUCAAGCUGGCCGAAAGGCACGGUGCGAGAGUGAUCACAGACCUGAAGCAAGCUGCUGCUUUCCCAACAGAGCAUCGACUACAUGCAGCAGCACCAAGCAUCUUCAACCCACCAGAUACGUCUGAGAUCAUCCGUUCGGCAGACUUGAUCAUCUCCUGGGACUGGGUUGAUCUUGCAGGUGCUCUCAAAGCUGCCCAUGACCCUAAAGUGGAACCAUCGGCGAGAGUCAUCCACGUCUCCUUGGACUCCGCGUUACACAAUGGGUGGUCCAAAGAUCACUUUGGCCUUCCGCCGGCAGACCGUAUGGUCAGGGCGGAUCCUGAUGCUACUAUAAGCUCGAUUCUGAUGGCCGACGACAACACAGAGCAGAAACCAAGAGAUUGGCCUGAUUCACCAGCAGAUCCGAGUGCGGUGAUGAACGGAGUGCCAGGAGGAUCGGGAGGCGAAGACAUCUUCAUGUCUGACCUCGCACAUGCACUUUAUACCGUCGUACCAUCGGACAAGAUAUGUCUCGUCAGAGUACCUCUAGGCUGGAAAGGUGCUGAUUUACGAGCUCCAAACCCGUUGGCAUUCAUGGGAAUGGAUGGCGGUGCGGGAAUCGGGUCCGGACCUGGCCAAGUCGUGGGGACAGCAUUAGGGCUUCGAGAGAUCUCCUCUUCGUUACUACCGGUGGCUGUGAUCGGUGAUGGCGACUUCUGCAUGGGAUCAAGUGCACUAUGGACAGCAGCACGGUACCGCCUUCCUCUGCUGGCAAUCAUUGCCAACAAUGGCAGCUACUACAACGACGAAGUCCACCAAGAGCGAGUCGCAAAGCAUCGUGGGCGGCCGGUCGAGAACAAAUGGGUUGGCAUGAGGCUUGACGAUCCAGCUCCUGAUAUUCACAAGAUAGCAGAUGGGCUUGGGUGCACGAUCGUGUCGGACAAGCAGGUUGCAAAGGCCUCUGAGUUGCAGGGUGCGCUUGAGAAGGCUGUACAGGCGGUCAAGGAUGGCAAGACAGUGGUCUUGGACGUUCGGGUGCUGCCCGAAGGCUACUCGUCUGCGCUCGAGAAGGCGAAGUAA
Messenger RNA from Saxophila tyrrhenica, 1824 nucleotides. RefSeq lists its product as uncharacterized. The coding region runs from base 1 to 1824 and encodes 607 amino acids. Gene Ontology annotation, molecular function: magnesium ion binding; flavin adenine dinucleotide binding; acetolactate synthase activity. The record is from RefSeq and is a predicted model, not a curated record. Gene Ontology annotation, biological process: L-valine biosynthetic process. Gene Ontology annotation, cellular component: acetolactate synthase complex. The transcript has 3 exons. NCBI's taxonomy places the organism in Eukaryota, Fungi, Ascomycota, Dothideomycetes, Mycosphaerellales, Extremaceae.